CGGAGCAUGGCUGAGCCUGGCGCGUUGGAGACCGUCCUGAGGCGGAUUGAGAAGGCGGACGACGGUGUCGACAGUCUUGAGGUCGCCGCCGGUCUUGGGGUGGACCACCAAGUCAUCGUGGGAGCAGUAAAGAGUUUACAGGCACUUGGAGAUGUGAUCUCAGCCGAGCUGCGCUCCUCCAAGCACUGGGAACUGACGGCGGAGGGGAAGGAGAUAGCUGAGCUGGGGAGCCAUGAAUCUCGAGUCUUCAGCAGCAUCCCACCGGAGGGCUUGGCCCAGAACGAGCUUAUGAAACUAGCCUUCGGAAAGGUUGGCUUCAGCAAAGCCAUGUCCAACAAGUGGAUCCGAGUGGACAAGGGACAUGAAGGUGGCCCCAGGAUAUUCAAGGCUGUGGAGCUCAUAGAGGACCAGGUUAGAGAGAAGUUGCUCCUGGUGCAGAAAGACCAGGCAUCUCAAAUGGAGGAGAAGGAAAAGAACGAGCUGAAGAAGAGGAAACUGCUGUCUGAAGUGACCGUGAAGUCUUACUGGAUCACCAAGGGCAACUGCUUCAGCACCACCGUCACCAAACAGGAGACGGAGCUCACUCCGGAGAUGAUUACCGGUGGGAGCUGGAAGGAGAAGAAAUUUAAGCCCUAUAACUUUGAGGCCAUGGGGGUUGCCCCAGACUGCGGCCAUCUGCACCCGCUGAUGAAGGUGCGGACCCAGUUCAGGCAGAUCUUCUUGGAGAUGGGUUUCACUGAGAUGCCGACCAACAACUUCAUCGAGAGCUCCUUCUGGAACUUCGACUCCCUCUUCCAGCCUCAGCAGCACCCAGCCAGAGACCAGCACGACACCUUCUUCCUGUCUGAUCCAGCUCUGGCCAACACAUUUCCCCAGGACUACCUUGAGCGAGUGAAGUUGGUCCACUCAGAGGGAGGAUAUGGGUCACAAGGCUACAAGUAUGACUGGAAGAUAGAGGAAGCUCAGAAGAACAUUCUCCGCACGCACACCACGGCGGUCAGCGCACGCAUGUUGUAUAAACUCGCACAACAGGAGAAGUUCACCCCUGUUAAGUACUUCUCCAUUGACCGAGUGUUUCGAAAUGAGACCUUGGACGCCACCCACCUGGCUGAGUUCCACCAGAUCGAGGGCGUGGUGGCCGACUACGGGCUGACGCUGGGAGACCUCAUGGGCAUCCUGCACCAGUUUUUUACCAAACUAGGGAUCACCAAACUACGCUUCAAGCCUGCUUAUAACCCGUACACAGAGCCCAGCAUGGAAGUGUUCAGCUAUCAUGAAGGCCUAAAGAAGUGGGUGGAGGUUGGAAACUCAGGAGUCUUCAGACCAGAGAUGCUGUUGCCAAUGGGGCUUCCAGAAGAUGUGUCGGUCAUUGCCUGGGGACUUUCCUUGGAGAGACCCACCAUGAUCAAGUAUGGCAUCAACAACAUCAGAGAGCUAGUGGGGCACAAGGUGAACCUACAGAUGGUCUACGACAGCCCCAUAUGUCGACUGGACUCCUGAAUUCUGCCCCCCGGUGCGUGUUUGGACGGGCUUCCCACCCCAGUAUAACAUGGAUCAUGGCUGUGUCCCACAUUAGGGACUCCUAUACUCUCUGGAUACAGUAUGGACUCCCAGAAUAAUCCCAUUCAUCCUUAAUCCAAACUCGGCCACUGACUGCCAGUUAGACAGAUCUGUGCGUCUGCAGGAGCGAGUGGUGGAAAGAGGACUUGGGUUUUUCCAUAUGUCACCUCAUCGGUAAAUAAACAGAUUACAAUGCACUAAAGGUCUGGUAUAUCAAACAGCUGUAACUCAUUUUCAACAGCUGCUGUAUGAAUUGCAUACCCGGCUCAAAAGAUGACAGCUGAGACUCACGUGAGACAUACCAGGUUGCCCACCAGGUAUACCAGCCCUUUCUUUUUCUGGGUCCCUUUGUCCGAAUUGUUAUACCACGUGGCUAACGUGUACAGAUCAGAAAUGAAGUUGGAUUUUAGCGAUGUUAAAAUAAAAGAUUUCUCAACAUGC
This is a messenger RNA of Lampris incognitus (smalleye Pacific opah), 2001 nucleotides long. RefSeq names its product phenylalanyl-tRNA synthetase subunit alpha (gene farsa). Gene Ontology annotation, molecular function: tRNA binding; phenylalanine-tRNA ligase activity; ATP binding. Gene Ontology annotation, biological process: phenylalanyl-tRNA aminoacylation. The record is from RefSeq and is a predicted model, not a curated record. Lineage: Eukaryota; Metazoa; Chordata; Actinopteri; Lampriformes; Lampridae. Gene Ontology annotation, cellular component: phenylalanine-tRNA ligase complex; cytosol; cytoplasm. The transcript is spliced from 13 exons. The coding region runs from base 7 to 1500 and encodes 497 amino acids.